AUGAGCGACUCUCCUCAACCCUCCAAUCUCAAGCUCCUGCUCAUUGGUAAUUCCAGCGUCGGCAAGUCAUCCCUGCUCCUACGGUUCACGGACGACGACUUUUUAUCCGAGGAGGAGACGGCAGCGACCAUCGGUGUCGACUUCAAGGUGAAGAGCAUCGAGCUUAAUGGGCGACGGUACAAGCUCUCCAUCUGGGACACAGCUGGACAGGAGCGCUUCAGGACCCUCACCUCGAGCUACUACCGCGGCGCACAAGGCGUCAUACUUGUGUAUGAUGUUUCCUCACGGCCCACGUUCGACGAGUUGAUCAAGUGGUUCCGCGAGAUCGAGACGUACUGCGCCGAGGACGUUGUCAAGAUACUCGUCGGCAACAAGGUCGACAAGGAGUAUCAGCGCCAAGUGACGCAUGAGGAAGGCGAGAAGUUUGCGGAGCGUAUGGGCACACUCUUCGUUGAGUGCUCAGCCAAGACCAACGUCGGCGUAACAGAAGCGUUCCAGGAGCUGGUCAGACGCAUUCUCGACACACCGUCGCUCUGGCAGCGCGGGCCGCAGCCCGUCCGUGCCCCUGGUACCGUCACACUGUCGGAUGAUAACAGCGGGCUACUGGGCGGCUGUGCGUGCUGA
Messenger RNA from Cutaneotrichosporon cavernicola, 624 nucleotides. RefSeq lists its product as uncharacterized. The record is from RefSeq and is a predicted model, not a curated record. Lineage: Eukaryota; Fungi; Basidiomycota; Tremellomycetes; Trichosporonales; Trichosporonaceae. Gene Ontology annotation, molecular function: GTPase activity; GTP binding. Bases 1 to 624 code for a protein of 207 amino acids. The transcript has 7 exons. Gene Ontology annotation, biological process: vesicle-mediated transport.